CUGAGCCUUCCUCCUCACCUUCCAUCUCUCUGUGCACUGUGCACGCGGUGUCUGUCUGCUCCAGGACAAGGGUGAACUUCAGCUGCCAACAUGCCUGAGCAAAAUCAAGAGAGGAAACCCAAGAUCACUGCCUCGCGCAAGCUGAUGCUCAAGAGCUUGUUGCUGGCCAGGGCGAAAGAAGCUCUUGAGCAGGAGAUCAUUGACAAGGAGGAGGAGAAGAAGCGCUACCUGACAGAGAGAGUUCCUCCUCUGAGCACCGGCGGGCUUUCCUUCAGAGAGCUGCAGGAGCUGUGCCGGGAGCUGCACUCCAAAAUCGAUAUAGUGGAUGAGGAGCGGUACGACAUUGAGGCCAAAGUCAUUCACAACACCAGAGAGAUCCAGGAUCUGAAUUUGAAGGUGUUCGACCUGCGAGGGAAGUUCAAGCGACCCAAUCUGAGGCGAGUUCGGGUCUCUGCCGACGCCAUCCUGCGCUCGCUGCUGGGCUCCAAGCACAAGGUCUCCAUGGACCUCAGAGCCAACCUCAAGUCUGUCAAAAAGGAAGAUGCUGAGAAGGAAAGACCAGUGGAGGUGCGUGAUUGGAGGAAGAAUGUGGAAGCCAUGUCUGGGAUGGAAGGCAGGAAGAAGAUGUUCGAUGCUGCAUCUGCCCCCCCACAAUAGGAGGAUAGCUUGGGGUGAAACCUGGGAUGGACCGUGACGUAGUGAACCGAUGCGUGUGUAUAAUUGCUAUAGUGGAUAUUUAAAAAAUCUGGCUUUAGCUGAAAAAAAUAUGCAUAAUCUGCUGUGUGUUUGCUUUAAAUUCUGUUUAUCAUAAGGUCUGUUAUCAGUGGGGACUCCACCCUAGAAUAAAAUUGAAUUGGUUGCUGUUUUCAGGGAGACUCUUAUCUCUGGUUGUCCAAUGUAAUGGGCAUAAACCAUGAAAACAUCAACCAGUAAGCUUUGUUUUUGACAGCUGACAUUGUAUACAGCUGCCCUUUAAUUUCACAGAAAGGGAAUUUAGCUGUCUUGGGGCUUCAUUCAUAUGUGAUUAUUGUGUCAGUAAAACGCAGUCCCUUUACAUUCACUGACAUAGUCGUGCUUGCAUGAACACAGCCCUCUGUUUCAGUCUAAAGACUGCUCAUAGUAUACCUUAGAUUGUUAGGAGCAGAAUGUCUAGCUUACAGGAAGACAUUUAGACCUGAAAUAAAUUGAUUAUAGCGCCGCUAUAGCCACGGCAGAACUAUAUUGUACUGCCAUUUGUAUAGCAGCGUAGCUGCUUCGGCAGAUCAUUGCAUUUUGAUUUAAUCUGGGUCUUUUAGAAAAUGGCCAUUGAUUGAAGUGUCUGCUGGCUAUGUGUGUUUUCCAUUAAGAAUAUUACAGCCACUCUCAAAUGGUAGUUUGGUAUUGUCGGCAUUUCAUUUGAUACAAUGUUGUUUUUAACUCUCUAUCUGCUAUUGGUGAACAUUUGAAAUGCCACUGUUUGUUUCAGCUAAUCUGAUAAGCAUAACGAUGACCAAAUAUUACACCAAGGGAAUUUCUGUCUGCAUAAUACAGCAAUAAUAAAAUGUGUUGAAUUUU
Messenger RNA from Polyodon spathula (Mississippi paddlefish), 1554 nucleotides. RefSeq names its product troponin I, slow skeletal muscle-like. Lineage: Eukaryota; Metazoa; Chordata; Actinopteri; Acipenseriformes; Polyodontidae. Gene Ontology annotation, biological process: muscle contraction. The coding region runs from base 91 to 657 and encodes 188 amino acids. The record is from RefSeq and is a predicted model, not a curated record. Gene Ontology annotation, cellular component: troponin complex. The transcript has 9 exons.